Orbilia oligospora ATCC 24927 is the source of this 3624-nucleotide messenger RNA. RefSeq lists its product as uncharacterized. The coding region runs from base 1 to 3624 and encodes 1207 amino acids. Lineage: Eukaryota; Fungi; Ascomycota; Orbiliomycetes; Orbiliales; Orbiliaceae. Gene Ontology annotation, cellular component: RQC complex. Gene Ontology annotation, biological process: rescue of stalled cytosolic ribosome; ribosome-associated ubiquitin-dependent protein catabolic process. The record is from RefSeq and is a predicted model, not a curated record. The transcript is spliced from 2 exons. Gene Ontology annotation, molecular function: ribosomal large subunit binding; tRNA binding.
AUGAAGCAGCGUUUCUCUUCGCUCGACGUUCAGGUAAUAACCCAUGAACUCCACCAUCACCUCCUCUCCCACCGUCUCUCCAAUAUCCACGACCUCUCCUCCCGUACCUUUCAAUUCAAAUUCACUUCAUCGGCAACACAGACCAAACACAUCUUAAUCGUAGACUCCGGCUUUCGAUGCCAUCUCACGAAUUUUGCUAGAAAUGUCGCGGCAAGUCCUAGUGGGUUUGUGGAGAAACUUCGAAAAUGCUUGAAGACCCGGAGGGUUACCGGCAUCAGACAGGUUGGAAGUGAUAGGAUUGUUGAGUUGCAGUUCGGCAUUGUAGGUGAUAAUGCUGCUGCUACCACCUCUGCUACCACUGCUACUGGUGGUGGUGUAGGAGGAGGAGAAGGAGGGGCGGAAGGAGGGGUGGAAAUUAAAGGGAUCCCUCACGUCGGUGGAUACCGUCUGUUCUUCGAAUUCUUCGCCGGAGGAAACAUAAUCCUAACCGACGCCUCCUUCAAAAUCAUCACCCUCCUCCGAAUCGUCCCGGAAGGUCCGAACCAACCCAAAAUCGCCAGAGGAGAAACCUACACCAUCUCAUCGGCAUCUACAACCUUCGGUUCACUUUACACCAACACUUCAAAUGCACAGAUCAAAAAAGCGUUAAAAUCCCAUCUGGAGAAAAGAGAGAAUGAAGAAAAGAAGGGAAUCGACGAUUUGAAGGACUGGCAGAAGAAGAAGUUGAAGAAGACAAGGAAGGAUGAUGGGUUAAAUCGUGUUCUGGGCGCGGUUAUGACCGAGUUCAGUUCUACCUUGAUUGAACACUGUCUUUUAACCGUGGGCGUGGAUCCCGAUUUAAAGGCUGGAGAAGUGGUGGGCGACGAUGCUAUCAUCGAUAAAGUUGCCGAAGGCUUCAAACUUGCAGAAACUAUGGUCAAGGACAUCGUCGAGAAUAAAGAAGUCAUCGGCUGGAUUAUCGCCAAAAAGCCGUCACCAAAAACCGAAAAGGCCGACACCGAAGAUAAUGGGACCAAAUCGAAGAAAAACAAAAAGAAGAAGGUCGCAUUCGGAGACGCUGGUAUUAAGGAAGCAGAAGACGAAUUGGAAGCCAUGCUCGAACUGGACGAGGAUAUAACCCCACAAACCGACGCAUCAGGCUACAUCUACGAUGAUUUCCAUCCUUUCCUACCGACCCAAUUCAAGGACAAACCAAAUGUCCACACGAUCCCCAUCACCACAUACAACAAAACCGUCGACUCCUUCUUCUCCUCCAUCGAAUCCCAAAAACUUGAACAAAAGACAGCCGAGAAGAAGUCAUUAGCGGCAAAACGCCUUGCAAAUGCUAGGAAUGAACAUAAAAACAAGAUCGAAAGCUUGAAAUCCGCACAAGAGGUUCAUGUAAGAAAGGCUCAAGCGAUUGAAGCAAAUGUGGAACGAGUCGAGGAGGUCAUCGAUGCUGUUAAUGGGCUUAUCGCGCAAGGUAUGGAUUGGACCGAGAUUAGGAGUUUAGUUGAAAGAGAAAAAUCGGCAGGUAAUGGAGUGGCCGAGAUGAUAAGGGACGUCAAGUUUAUGGAGAAUACGGUAGUAGUGAGACUUUACGAAGAAGAAGAAGAGGAUGAUAGCGACGACGAUGAUGAUGAAAGUGGCAGCGAAGAUGGAAACGGUGAGGAGAAGGAAGGGAGAAGUCAUUUGGAUAUUGAAAUCGACCUAGCACUUACAGGCUACGCCAAUGCAAGAAUCUACUACGAACAAAAACGGUCAGCAGCAGUAAAGGAAACAAAAACACUACAAUCCUCCGCCAAAGCCUUAAAAUCCACGGAGAAGAAAAUCCAAAAGGAUCUCAAACAAGCCUAUAAAGCCGAAAAGAUGGAACUACGAACCCUUAGACGACAAGGAUGGUGGGAAAAGUUUUAUUGGUUUAGAAGUUCUGAGGGUUACCUGGUACUUGGUGCUAAAGACCCUACACAGGCCGAUAUGCUUUAUAAAAAGUAUUUCAAAAAGGGUGAUGUCUGGGUCCAUGCUGAGGUACCGGGUAGUUGUCAUGUUGUGGUUAAGAAUAAAGUUGAAGACGUGAACUCUCCGAUUCCACCGGGGACGUUGAGUCAGGCAGGCAGUUUGGCGGUAGCGUCUAGUGAUGCUUGGGAGAAGAAGAUGGUGAUUUCGGCGUGGUGGGCGGGGUAUGAACAGGUUGGGAAGAUUGGAGCUGGUGGAAUUGUGCUAGGCACCGGUGAAUUUGUGGUUAAGGGAGAAAAGAAGUGGUUGCCGCCUGCUAUGUUGGUGAUGGGUUUUGCAGUCGGGUGGCUACUUGCUGAUGGGGAGGGUGGUGAAGAUGAAGAUAUUCUGGAAGAGGAGAGAACAAAUUUACCCGAAGUUUCUAAUUCUGAAGAAGAGAAAGUUGAGCAAAAAGAGGAUUCAGACGAUGAUGAAGAGUUCCCAGACACCAAACUAGAAUCCGAGGAAGAAGAAGCGGAAGCGGAAGCAAGUUCCAGUGUAAAGAAUCCUCCAGCGGAUGAAGAAAGCGACGACGAUGACGAUGAAUUCCCAGAUACAAAACUCGAAGACCCAUCUCUCGAAGAAAACACCCGUUCGCAAGAAGAACAAGACGAAGAAUCCGAUACCCUCGACGCAUUGCCAAACGGCCGCAAUGAACACCCCUCGCUCAUCGACCGAACCGCAGCAUCCUCUCCGACCCCCUCCGUAACUUCUACGAUUACAGGGGGUCGCCAUCUCAGCGCCAAAGAGAAAAGGGAUAUAAAGAAAGCUAAAGCGAAGGGAUUAAGUCUUCCUGCAUCAGCACUAGCGACACCAAACGGAAGUAGACCCCCCGUUGGAAGGAAACAAAUGCAGAAGGCACCCGCCGCACCUAGGAAUCUAUCAUCAAAGACUGCACAACAACAAGUUCGUGGGAAGAAAGGAAAAGCUAAGAAGAUUGCAGAAAAAUACGGAGACCAAGAUGACGAAGAUCGAGAACUAGCUCUCAAAUUACUCGGAAACGCAAAGAAGGAAACCGAAGCCGCCGCCGAAGCUCUCGAAAACGAGAAGGAUAAGAAAGCGGACAAAAUCAGAGAAAUGGAGGAAAAACAACUCCGAUUGAAACUACAGGUUGAAAAGAUGAGAAGUCAGGUUUUGGCGGAUGAAGAGGCUAGGGCCCUAACAAAAGAGAAAUACUUGGAUUUUGAAGAAGAAUUGGAUGAAGGGAAUGCUUUGAAGAUGGUGGAUUUGAGGAGGGUUGUUGGGGAAGUGAAGUUGGCGGAUAUGGAUAGGGUUGUUGAUGCGAUCCCCAUCUGUGCACCUUGGUCUGCGCUGCAGAGAUUUGAGUGGAAGGUUAAACUACAACCAGGGACGCAGAAGAAAGGAAAGGCUAUCAGAGAAGUUGUAGAGAGGUGGGGGAAGGAGGUUGUGGAUAAGAAGAAGAAACCAUUUCCACCUAAAGCCGGAAGUGAUCAAGGAGGGCAGAUUAGUGAAGUUGCGGAGAAGGCGAGGAGGGAGAAGGAGUUGAUUAGAGCUUGGAAGGAAGCAGAGUUGGUACAAGGAGUUCCGGUGGGCAAGGUCAAGAUUAUGAUGCCGGGGGUGGCGGAAGAUAAGGGUAAGGGCGGGAAGGGCGGUGGGAAGUCGGGUGGUGGGAAGAAGGGAAAGAAGUAG